AUGAUAAGUUACUUACUGACUUACUAAAAAAGAAUAAUUGGUAUAAAUAGUAUUUAAAGAUCGUUUAGGGAUGUGAAUUCUGCAGCAGAAGAAUAUUUUGUGAAGGGAUACGGCGAGAAAGCCUCAGUAGGCAAAGGAAAUCCGAAGAUAAUUGAAAGUUUAUUCAGUAAAUACAAGGAGGCAGGAUCUGGCAAAAUGGAGGGAGAUGGGAUCACAUUGUUCUUUGAGCAUUUAGGUGUUAACGUUGCAUCUGACCCAGUAGUUUUCCUCAUUAGUUAUUAUAUGGAUGCCAAGACUAUGGGCUUUUACACUCUUGAAGAAUUUCAAACAGGUAUGAUGAAGUUAGGCGUCAGUUCGAUUGAUGACUUAAGAAAGAAGCUGCCAGCUCUUAAUUAAGAGCUUAAUGACAAGACAAAAUUCAAGGACCUCUACAAGUAUGUUUUUGAGUUCUCCAGGGAUCAAGGAUAUAAGAAUAUUGCAAUUGAGACUGCUUUCGCUCUUUGGUAAAUUUUGCUCAGCAACAAAUGCCUAUUUUUGAAUGACUUCAUAGAAUUUCUACAAACUGAGAAAAAGGAUCAACUCGUAAUGCAGAAAGAUAACUGGGUAAUGUUCCUUGAGUUAGUUGAGUCCACCAGAGGAGAUUUCGGUAACUUUGUAGAUGAUGGAUGCUGGAACACUAUGAUCGAACAAUUUAGUCAGUACUAUGCAAGAAAAUAUAAUAAAUGA
Messenger RNA from Stylonychia lemnae, 726 nucleotides. The record is from the annotation of a GenBank genome assembly. Lineage: Eukaryota; Ciliophora; Spirotrichea; Sporadotrichida; Oxytrichidae.